Molecule: messenger RNA, 678 nt
Organism: Otolemur garnettii (small-eared galago)
Lineage: Eukaryota; Metazoa; Chordata; Mammalia; Primates; Galagidae
Gene: SMDT1
Product: single-pass membrane protein with aspartate rich tail 1
Exons: 3
Coding region: 78-389 (103 amino acids)
Biological process (GO): mitochondrial calcium ion homeostasis; calcium import into the mitochondrion
Cellular component (GO): mitochondrial inner membrane; uniplex complex
Source: RefSeq, a predicted model, not a curated record
AGACGGCGUUCUUCCUGAGGGCCGCACCGGCUUCGUUCCGUGGGGUCCGGGUGUUUGGGUUGGGGCGAAGCUGGGAGAUGGCGUCCGGAGCGGCUCGCUGGCUAGCACUGGGACCCGUCCGAUCCCGAGCUUUCUGGGGUGGGCCAAACUUGAGGAAACGUGGCAAUGCCGGCGGCUCAGGUCAGAACUUGGUGCCGUCGAGGUCAGUCAUCGUUACCCGCAGCGGCGCCAUUUUGCCCAAACCGGUGAAAAUGUCCUUCGGCCUUCUCCGCGUGUUCUCCAUUGUGAUCCCCUUUCUCUAUGUUGGAACGCUCAUUAGCAAGAACUUUGCUGCUCUACUUGAGGAACAUGACAUUUUUGUCCCAGAGGAUGAUGAUGAUGAUGAUUAACAGGAUAUGGAUGGAGGACUGCUGUAUUGCCCAGUUCACUGCUGCUUUCCUUUCUUCCAGGGCAUGGAGCAAGUACAGAAUGGAGAAGGCACUAAACAAAUGGUGAGGCUCUCAGCCUUUCCUUCCCUGUCAGAAGGGUCAAGGGAAAGCCCUCAGCCUCCCCCAUCCAGUGAAGCCUCCUGCAUGGUCCGCGACCAUAGCCCCUAUCCUGGAGGUUCCCUUGAAAUGUGCUGUCUACUGAGCACUGGAAAAACAAGCAAUCAAAUAUGAAUAAAUGUAGUAAACAUCA